AGAACAAGCUGUGAAAUGUCAACUCAGCCGGCUCUAGCCGAUGGACGACUGCUUUUUCUGCUGAUUCUCAUCUGCCCUUUGGGUAUACUGGCAUUCACACCGACCUUCUCAGAGCCGCUCUCCAAUUUGACAGUAGCAGUCGGCCGAGAUGCAACUUUCACUUGUAUGGUUCAACAUCUUGGUGGAUACAGGGUGGGAUGGGUGAAAGCUGACACCAAAGCUAUACAAGCGAUACAUGAUCACGUGAUUACACACAACCCACGUGUGUCGGUGAGUCAUAAUGACCACUCCACGUGGAAUCUACAUGUGCGCAGUGUACAGGAAGAGGAUCGGGGACAAUACAUGUGUCAAAUAAAUACGGACCCAAUGAAGAGUCAGAUGGGUCACCUGGAGGUAGUCGUUCCUCCAGAUUUCAUCCAAGAGGAGACAUCGGGAGAUGUGAUGGUUCCUGAAGGCGGGACUGUCAAGUUGACUUGCCGCGCCAGGGGCUAUCCACAGCCAAAAGUCAUUUGGCGGAGAGAAGACAACGUCGAAAUCAUCUCUAAAGAAGCGAAUGGGCUGAAGAAUAAACUACCUCUAUUCGAAGGAGAGAUCUUGAAGCUGUCCAAGAUUACAAGAUCAGAAAUGGGAGCUUACCUUUGCAUCGCAUCCAACAGUAUCCCGCCAACAGUCAGCAAAAGGAUACUUGUCAACGUUCAUUUUCAUCCAGUGAUCCAGGUCCCUAACCAGCUUGUGGGAGCCCCAUUAGGAACUGAUGUAACAUUAGAGUGCUUAGUUGAAGCAUCUCCCAAAUCAAUCAACUAUUGGAUAAGAGAUUCUGGAGACAUGGUGAUAAGCAGUGAGAAAUACGACGUGAGUGGAGUCGGAAAAUCCAUGUUCGAAGUCAAGAUGAUUCUGGUGAUACGAAAUUUCCAGAAAUCAGACGUUGGCUCUUAUAGGUGUAUAGCAAAGAACUCUCUCGGAGAGGUGGAGAGCAACAUCAGACUUUACGAAAUUCCAGGCCAAAACCGUCGCCCGCCUUCGCCGACAAGAUACGACGAGGAAGACGACUACGCUGAACAGUACGGAUCAGCUGAGGAGGAGGAAGCGACGCGAGAGGAGGCGUCGAACGCAGUGGAUGGCCCCUGGCCCAACCAGCCAACCGCCCCCUUCCACACGCCGCCCCACCAGCCCCCUGCCGCCUCCAGUGCCGCCUCCAGGCUGCUGCCUCUGCGUCUGGAUCUCUGACGUUCGCCUCUUGCCCUGGUGACAGGUUGUUGGAUCGUGAGGUACUCGUUACGACUGCUACGCUAGUCUAGUCAACUGUGUUAGUCAGACGUUCUUCUCUUGAAAGUGAAGCUUCUUUGAUGGGGGACUGAGGGAGGUAAACAGCGGUUGCUUACAGAGAAUCAAAAUAUCCUCGAUAAUCAUACGAUUCUGAGUACUCAUAUUAACAGAUUGAAAUUACUGAGAUAUUGCAAUUAUUCAAAUGCUAAUGAAUUAAUUAUUAUUAAACGAAAAUCCAAAUUGAAAUCUGUAAUUCACCCCGAAGACUUCAGCUACUGCAAAU
Molecule: messenger RNA, 1549 nt
Organism: Nilaparvata lugens (brown planthopper)
Lineage: Eukaryota; Metazoa; Arthropoda; Insecta; Hemiptera; Delphacidae
Product: lachesin-like
Exons: 8
Coding region: 16-1227 (403 amino acids)
Cellular component (GO): neuron projection
Source: RefSeq, a predicted model, not a curated record